Molecule: messenger RNA, 1692 nt
Organism: Cynara cardunculus var. scolymus (artichoke)
Lineage: Eukaryota; Viridiplantae; Streptophyta; Magnoliopsida; Asterales; Asteraceae
Product: cytochrome P450 90A1-like
Exons: 8
Coding region: 146-1576 (476 amino acids)
Biological process (GO): brassinosteroid biosynthetic process; multicellular organism development; sterol metabolic process
Molecular function (GO): heme binding; iron ion binding; oxidoreductase activity, acting on paired donors, with incorporation or reduction of molecular oxygen
Source: RefSeq, a predicted model, not a curated record
CAACCAUUCGUGUGCUUCCUCCAUUAAUGGCCUCCUCCAUCCCCUCUCUCUCUGACCCUUAAACACACAGUAGCUGUGUGAGAGAGAAAAUCAAACACUUCAAUCUAAUAUUUACAAUACACCCAUCAAUUGUGAGCUUACAGGUAUGAUAACCAUGGACGACUUGUUUCUCUCUCUACUCUUUACUCUUUCUCUCUCUACAAUCAUCUUCUUCCUCCUUCGCACCACCACCGCCUCGCGACGGAAAGGCCGUAUGCCGCCGGGAAGCAUCGGUUUACCGCUGAUCGGUGAAACCUUCCAGCUCAUAUCCGCUUACAAGACGGAGAAUCCAGAACCCUUCAUCGACGCACGUGUGUCCAAAUACGGCACCGUUUUCACAACACAUGUGUUCGGAGAACGAACUAUUUUCUCGGCCGAUGCGGAGACGAACCGGUUCAUUUUGCAGAAUGAGGGACGGUUGUUCGAGUCGAGUUAUCCCGGUUCGAUAUCGAAUCUGGUUGGGAAACAUUCGUUGUUGCUUAUGAGAGGCAGUCUUCAUCGAAGAAUGCAUUCUUUGACUAUGAGUUUUGCGAAUUCCACCAUCAUCAAGGACCAUUUGUUGGUUGAUAUAGACCGGCUGGUACGGCUCAAUUUGGAUUCGUGGACCGGUCGGAUUCUACUGAUGGAAGAAGCCAAAAAGAUAACGUUUGAGUUAACGUUGAAGCAACUUUUGAGCAUUGAUCCUUGUGAGUGGACCGAGAAUUUAAGGAAAGAAUACAUGCUCGUUAUCGAAGGCUUCUUCUGCAUCCCUCUCCCUUUUUUCUCACUCACUUAUCGUCGUGCUAUUCAGGCGAGAAAAAGGGUGACGGAGGCGUUAAAUUUGGUGGUGAGAGAGCGGCGGAGAGAGAGGGAGAGAGGGGUGAAGAAGAAUGACAUGCUGGCAGCGUUGUUUGAUAGUGAUGGCGAUGACGUAAUCUUUUGUGAUGACGAGAUCGUGGAUUUCCUAGUGUCGUUGUUGGUUGCGGGUUACGACACCACUUCGACCACCAUGACUCUUGCCGUAAAGUUUCUCACGGAUACGCCAUUGGCCCUUGCUGAGCUCAAGGAAGAACAUGAUGCCAUUAGGGCAAAGAAAGGGACGUCCGUGGCUCUUGAAUGGGACGAUUACAAGUCUAUGCCAUUCACACAAUGUGUUGUGAACGAAACCUUGAGGCUCUCUAACAUUAUCAGUGGUGUAUUCAGGAGAGCGAUGACUGAUGUUACGAUUAAAGGUUAUACAAUUCCGAAAGGAUCAAAAGUCUUUACUUCGCUUCGAGCCGUUCAUCUUGGUCAAGAUAACUUCGAAGAUGCUCGUGUAUUUGACCCUUGGAGAUGGCAGAAAACAUCGGAUCCAACAAAUUUCAUGCCAUUUGGAGGAGGACCAAGGAGAUGCCCCGGUUACGAGCUAGCAAAAGUGGCACUUUCUGUUUUCCUUCACCAUCUCGUUACUCGUUUCAGUUGGAAGCCCGCAGAAAAAGAUAAAUUGGUGUUUUUUCCGACGACAAGGACACAAAAGCGGUAUCCUAUCAUCAUGGAACAUCGUAAUGUGGUAGGAUGAUGUAAAAAUUAGAAAAUAGAAAAAUAAUGGGUUAUAUUUUGAAAAAUUAAAAAAAAUGUUUCAUAUAAUUUUAGCUCAAGAAAAUUUGCAAGAUGAUAUCGAUAAUUUUUUAUGGU